AUGGCCACCUGCUUCAGAGGGGCUGUCCCCUUCGCCAGACCCGCCUUCUUCCAGCUCCCGCGCUCGGUCGCCUUCCAGUAUCGUCAGCCAAGUCCGUUCGCGACCCUCCGCUUCUUCACGGCGAGCCCGCUUCGCGCGGCUUCGAAGAAGGCCGCAUCCCGCGUCGCAACCCCCGCGCCAAAGGCUGCUAGGGCACCUGCCGUUCAGCUAGAAUAUCAGUCCAAAGCCGACUUCCUCGGGAAAGGACGGAAAUGGGUUGAAAUCACGUCCGAGACGUUGCUUUACUCGGCGCCAAAACAGCGUGGGUUCCGAAUUGCGUGCUAUGCCGCCGCAUUCGCCUGCUUUGGUGCUGCUGCUUCCUCGUACCAGUUUUUCUACAACGACUUGAAAGACAAGACAGAGAGGGAUGGGCUUGCUAGCUGGGUCCCGCUGUCUUUUGGCUUCAUUGCCGUCUUCUGGGCAUUUAUAGGCACUUGGCUGGCGGCAGCGCCCAUGGGAAUAGUGAAGUCGAUAUCUGUUAUACCCAAACGAGGUGCUCAGAAGAGCCUAGUCCUGCGCUUCGAGAUCAUGCGCCUUCCCGGGAUGAGCAACAAGGUCCAGUAUGCCGCACCGGCCGAGGUUAGGGCCGACAGCAGCAUCGCUGCCACCACCGUAGAGUACGCUGUGGCAAGGCAAGUUGUCGAGGAUUCACGCAAGCCUCGACCGGAUGAUCCGAAGCUUCUGAAACCGUUUCUUGCUCUGGGCAGAUGGGUCAGCCGAUUUUUUUAUAACCUCAUGAUCUACACCAAGAUGUCAACGAUGAGAGAAGGCAUUGUGAAGGUCAGGAUGGGGAAUAAGGUCAUCGGCAAGGUCGAUUGCUCGGGGGAACUUCCCAAGGGUGGAUAUGUAAUCGAUCAAGUAAUCAAACCCUUUUAA
Molecule: messenger RNA, 915 nt
Organism: Diplodia corticola
Lineage: Eukaryota; Fungi; Ascomycota; Dothideomycetes; Botryosphaeriales; Botryosphaeriaceae
Exons: 2
Coding region: 1-915 (304 amino acids)
Source: RefSeq, a predicted model, not a curated record